Messenger RNA from Ilex paraguariensis (yerba mate), 1357 nucleotides. The record is from the annotation of a GenBank genome assembly. Lineage: Eukaryota; Viridiplantae; Streptophyta; Magnoliopsida; Aquifoliales; Aquifoliaceae.
CUCGUUGAAGGCAACACAGUAAUAUAUAUGAGUUUUCGAGUGAGGGUGAGGGGGAGGGGAGGGGAGUGUUGUGUUGUGCGUUAUCGUGGAAGGUGAAAGUCGUAAAUCGGUGAGCGAAAACGAAGAGCGACGAAUGAGAUAACAGUAAGAAUAGGAGGAGGAGAUUAUGAGGAGCUAUUAUUGUGGUUAUGCCGCCUCCUCUGCUGCCCUUCCCUCUCUUCUUAAUCUGAAAAAUGUUUCUCCCCCCUUUUUCAACAUUAGCUUGAAUUUGGGCGGUGGCAACGGGGGCGAGGAAGAGGAUCGUUCUUAUCAGUCGGCGAAGCUCACUGUACCUGAUUACAAAUGGCGCUUGGUUAUAGCUUAUGACGGCACUCGUUUUUCAGGUUGGCAAUAUCAAGUUUCACCGCCAACCAUACAGUGCAUUGUGGAAGAAGCUUUAACUCGAGUCACGAAACUUGAACGGAAGGAUCUUCAUUUAGUUGGUGCGAGUAGGACAGAUGCAGGAGUCCAUGCCUGGGGCCAGGUGGCCCACUUUGUUACACCUUUUAACUAUGACAGACUGGAAAGUAUUCAUGCCGCCCUAAAUGGUCUUCUUCCUUCUGAUAUUCGAGUUCGACAAAUCAGCCCAGCAGUUCCUGAAUUUCAUGCUCGUUUUUCGGUGAAAGGCAAGAUUUAUCACUACAAGAUAUACAAUGACAGCACCAUGGACCCAUUUCAGCGUCAUUUUGCUUACCAUAGUAUUUAUAAACUCAACGCUGCUCUAAUGAGGGAAGCUGCAAAGCAUUUUGUAGGGAAGCAUGACUUCUCUGCAUUCGCUAAUACUUCACGCAAUGACCGUACACCAAAUCCAGUGAAGAAUAUUUUCCAUUUUGAUGUGAAUGAGAUGGUGAUUGUCAAGAAUAUUACUGAAAAAGGAUUCUGGGUGGUUUUUUUCAUUUGAUCCUUUAGGUGCUCCUGGAUGAAGGAUUCAGUUCUAACCCUUGUCAUAUUGUUUAUUUAGGGGCCUCUAUUGCAGCUUGAAGUUGAAGGGUCUGGUUUUCUAUACAGACAAGUUCGGAACAUGGUGGCUUUGCUGCUUCAAAUUGGAAGAGAAGCAAUUCCUCCAGAUAUUGUCCCCAGAAUUUUGUCAUCUCGUGAUCGCAAGGAACUUGCCACGUAUGCCUUGUCUGCCCCACCUCAUGGUCUCAGUCUUGUGGCUGUCAAGUAUAACGAAGAACACCUGCGGCUUCCGACUAAUUGCCCAGCAACUAGUUUUGGGAGGCAUCAUAGCAUCACCAAAUGUAAGGUGCCAUGUUUAUGACAAAUUCAUUCUCAACGAAAAGGACAUAAAGAAAUGCUAGCGGUAUUUAUUUUUUUU